This is a messenger RNA of Aplosporella prunicola CBS 121167, 1185 nucleotides long. RefSeq lists its product as uncharacterized. The coding region runs from base 112 to 990 and encodes 292 amino acids. Lineage: Eukaryota; Fungi; Ascomycota; Dothideomycetes; Botryosphaeriales; Aplosporellaceae. The record is from RefSeq and is a predicted model, not a curated record. The transcript has a single exon.
CCUCUCCCCUUACAUACUCGUCAAGAAAGAAAAAAGUUUCCCCGGCUGGCCCCGAAAUUUACAUUCUCCACGACCCUUCAGACAAACAAACAAACACCUUCAGCACUCAACAUGAAGGUCCUUCUCUUUGCCUUCUCCCUUCUCGCUAUGGGCUCUGCCCUGCCCUUCGGUGGCGGAAACCACCCUGGCAUGGCCGGUCACCGCCCCAACGGCACUUCCGGUCACGGCAUGCCUCCGAGCAACAUGCCUCACCCUCCCUUCAUGACGCCCGGAGCCCCGCUCCCUCCCUUCAUGACGCCUGGAGGCUUCGCUAAGCCGACUCCCCUCGCCUUCGGUCCGUCCGUCGGCCUCACGACUCCCGGCGCGCAGCCCACCAACGACGCCAUGGCUAUCUCCUACAUCCGCCGCGAUGGCGAUGACGACGCCUCCGAGCUCGCUUCUUCGAUCGAGACCAUCGCUUCUGGUACCAAGAGCUGCAGUAGCGCUACCCAGUUCGCCAACGAGUGCCGCACCGCGUCUCAGGCCGCACCCCACAUUCUGACUUCCUUCGAGAAAUACAGCAUCACGAACGCUAACGUCAAGGCCGCUGUUCUCUCGCUCAUGCUCUACGAGAGCGGCGAGUUCAAGUACAACUGGGGCCACUUCCUUGCUGGCGGCGUCUCUCACACUCCUGGCAAGGGCACGAGGAACAUGCAGAGCGCGGCCUACAACGAGGAGUACGCCAGGUCCCUCUUCAACGCCAACAAGGUCGACACCGCCAAGAGCGUCGAAGGAGCCGAUGGCGUUCUGAAGUUAGUCAGCGAGGACCAGUACAGCUUCGCCAGUGCGGCGUGGUUCUUGGCGACCCAGUGUGAUGCGAGCGUCAGGCAGGGACUUCAGGAUGGCACUCAGCAAGGCUUCGAGCAGUACGUGAGUGGCUGCAUUGGCGGUACAAUGGACCAGUCCAGGCUGGAUUACUGGAAUGCGGCGAAGUCUGCUCUGUCCGGCUGAGCGAUUUGUUAAACGGUUCGACAAGCCCGCUUAAGCGAUGCGGACAUAGCUUCCCUGUGCUAGAGAGUUUGCUAUUGGUGGAGCUAUUGGUGCGGGUCUAAAGUUGCUUUUCUUUAUGCAUGAAGGGACGAAGCAUGUUUACGAUAACAAUCAAGUUUUCUCUUCUACCUCUCAAUUGGACCAUGUGGCCGGGUG